Carassius carassius (crucian carp) is the source of this 504-nucleotide messenger RNA. RefSeq names its product thymosin beta-b. Gene Ontology annotation, molecular function: actin monomer binding. NCBI's taxonomy places the organism in Eukaryota, Metazoa, Chordata, Actinopteri, Cypriniformes, Cyprinidae. The record is from RefSeq and is a predicted model, not a curated record. Gene Ontology annotation, biological process: regulation of cell migration; actin filament organization. Gene Ontology annotation, cellular component: cytoplasm. The transcript is spliced from 3 exons. Bases 100 to 231 code for a protein of 43 amino acids.
UUAGAUAAGUGAUAAGAUAUAUAAGUGCCAGUUCAGCAGUUUUACUUUGUCUUCUGCUUUUGUGUUGUUCUUCUGCAGUAAAAAAGCUGAAGUGAAGCAAUGGCUGACAAACCAGAUAUCAGCGAGGUCUCUCAGUUUGACAAGACCAAGCUGAAGAAGACCGAGACACAAGAGAAGAACACCCUUCCCACUAAAGAGACUAUCGAACAGGAGAAGCAGUGCGAGGCAUAAACUAUCUUCACCGAGGGCAAGCUGCAGAGGGCUGUGAGAUGGCAAAUCCCUUUACUAAAGGUGGAUUCUCCUGACCACCAGACACUGAGCCUAGCCUGAAGUGGGGUGUUUGCCCUCAGUUUAACUUGUAGAAGACCUUUUCUGAAGGAUGACUGACUUGAUCCGUGUCAGUGACGAGAUGGCUUACUCUGCACUGAGACGAAAUCUUGUCAAUCUAAAUGAAAAUGAGUUAUAUUUGUCCUCCUCUUUAGUGAAAUAAACCUUUCAGAUGAA